Neltuma alba is the source of this 1331-nucleotide messenger RNA. Its product is annotated as THO complex subunit 4A. The record is from RefSeq and is a predicted model, not a curated record. Gene Ontology annotation, cellular component: nucleus. The transcript has 5 exons. Bases 133 to 873 code for a protein of 246 amino acids. Gene Ontology annotation, molecular function: mRNA binding. Gene Ontology annotation, biological process: mRNA export from nucleus. Lineage: Eukaryota; Viridiplantae; Streptophyta; Magnoliopsida; Fabales; Fabaceae.
UAUUACCCUCCGCUCACAAGAAGGCCUCUUUCGGGGAACCCUAACCUUCCUCCUCCCGUCCGUUUUCUCUUCAAGCUCCAACCAUCUCUAUCUCUUCCUGUUUCCGUGUGUUGAAGGUGAAAGUUAACAGUCAUGUCUGCAGCUCUGGAUAUGACUCUUGAUGAUAUCAUCAAGAAAAACAAGAAAUCUGGAUCUGGUAACUCCAGAGGUCGUGGCCGAGGAUCUGGCCCCGGUCCAUCUCGCCGCUUCCCCAAUCGUGCCGCCAAUCGUGCAGCACCUUAUGCAACUGCAAAGGCACCAGAGGCGGCUUGGCAACAUGAUAUGUUUGCGGAUCAGGCUGUGGCACCGCACGCAGCUCAAGGUGGUCGAGCGUCUGCCAUAGAAACGGGGACUAAGCUCUACAUAUCUAAUUUGGAUUACGGUGUUUCUAACGAGGAUAUUAAGGAGUUGUUUUCUGAAGUUGGUGACCUAAAGCGAUAUGCAAUCCAUUACGACAGGAGUGGCAGGUCAAAGGGUACAGCAGAAGUAGUCUUCUCACGACGAGUUGAUGCUGUAGCUGCAGUGAAGAGAUACAACAAUGUUCAACUUGAUGGUAAACCGAUGAAGAUAGAGAUCGUGGGGACAAACAUUGCUACACCUGCUGCAGCUCCUGCUGCAAAUGGAGCUGUUGGAGAUUCAAAUGGUGUUCCUAGAAUUGGACAAGGUAGAGGUGGGGCGUUUGGAAGGCCACGUGGUGGAGGUAGAGGACGUGGCUUUCAGAGUGGCUUUCAGAGGGGCCGAGGACGCGGAAGAGGUCGUGGAGAGAAGGUGUCUGCAGAUGAUCUUGACGCUGAAUUGGAGAAAUAUCAUUCGGAGGCAAUGCAAAUAAACUGAAGGCCAUGUUAUGUGUUCUAGUUUUUGUGCUAUUACGUCUGUGGUUGUCAGGUGCAUGGUGACUGAACAGCACCUAUUUAUGUAUCUUUAUCACAAUCCUACUUUUUAGGGGAAGGGAGAGAUGCUUCAUGAGUGGAAACUUUUAGACUUGAUGUAUGGAGUUUGGGCUUCUGUUGUCUAAUAUUCUUUAUCCUUGGGUAUGAAAUCUGGGUUGACAAUCAGAGGUCAGCAUGUUCUCUGCGCCCACGCUUGCUUUCAAUGGCUUUAAUCAUAUGUUUUAUGCAACAAGUGGGUCAUGGAGGGGAAACUAUGAUUUCAUCUGUUCAUACAAACAAAGCACUGGCUGCAAGAUGUGAGGCUGCAGAAUUCACCCACAGCUGCUUUGUGAGUUGGUUUGACAGUGGAAUCUUCAAAUGAGGUAGAUUCGCUGCUCCUUACUCCUGCAUACACCCCACCCC